CUUGGCUGCACUUGGUCCGUAGUUCGGCUACGGGGGCUUUUGUGUCCAGCGUUUGCUUUUUUUUUGCUUUGCUUUGUGUGCGUUUUUUCUUUUUCUUUUUUUUUUUUGCUCCGCGGUGUUGCUCCCGGCUGGGAGCCCGGAGGCUCGGAGGCGGCAGCGAGGCCCCCCCCGGGCGAGGAGCGAGCGCGCCGGCGUGAGCGGCGGGUGUGAGGGUUGCGGGGAAGGGGAUACGUCGCCGAGAUGCCGGAGUUUCUGGAAGACCCCUCAGUCCUGACGAAAGAGAAGUUAAAGAGUGAGUUGGUGGCCAACAAUGUGACGCUGCCGGCCGGGGAGCAACGCAAAGACGUGUACGUGCAGCUGUACCUGCAGCACCUCACGGCGCGCAACCGGCUGCCGCUCGCCGCCGGCGCCAACAGCAAGGGGCCCCCGGACUUCUCCAGCGACGAGGAGCGCGAGCCCACCCCGGUCCUCGGCUCCGGGGCCGCCGCCGCGGGCCGCAGCCGAGCCAGCGUCGGCAGGAAAGCCACAAAGAAAACUGAUAAACCCAGACAAGAAGAUAAAGAUGAUGUAGAUGUAACAGAGCUCACUAAUGAAGACCUUCUGGAUCAGCUUGUGAAAUAUGGAGUGAAUCCUGGUCCUAUUGUGGGAACAACCAGGAAGCUAUAUGAGAAAAAGCUGUUGAAACUGAGGGAACAAGGAACAGAAUCAAGAUCUUCUACUCCUUUGCCAACAAUUUCUUCUUCAGCAGAAAAUACAAGACAGAAUGGAAGUAAUGACUCUGACAGAUACAGUGACAAUGAGGAAGGAAAGAAGAAAGAACACAAGAAAGUGAAGUCCACUAGGGAUUUUGUUCCUUUUUCUGAACUUCCAACUACUCCCUCUGGUGGAUUUUUUCAGGGUAUUUCUUUUCCUGACAUCUCCCCCCGUCCUCCUUUGGGCAGGACUGAACUACAGGCAGCUAAGAGAGUACAUACAUCUAAGGGAGACUCACCUAGGGAACCUCUUAUUGCCACAACAUUGCCUGGCAGGGAACAGAUGCAGAAGUUAGCCUCUGGAGGGAAUCGGUUUAUUUCCUCCAAGUCUAGCCAUGAUAGGUGUUUAGAGAAAAGUUCUUCGACGUCUUCUCAGCAUGAACUCACUGCCCUGUUGGCCUCUGCUGCAGCUUCUCCUUCACUGAUUAAAGAAACCACCACUACUUGCUAUAAAGACGUAGUAGAAAAUAUUUACUCUGGAGAGAAAAGUGGAAUUCAACCAGUAUGUCCUGAGAGGUCCCAGGGUUCAGAUCAGUCGAUUCUCUCCAGUAAAAGGAAAACACUAGAAGAGUCUGAGAGAUCACAAGUAAUUUCUCCACCACUUGCUCAGGCAAUCAGAGAUUAUGUCAAUUCUCUGUUGGUCCAGGGUGGGGUAGGUAGUUUGCCUGGGACUUCUAACUCUACAUCCCCACUGGAUGUAGAAAACAUAUGGAAGAGAAUUGAUCAGUCUAAUUUUCAAGAAACUAAAUCCCCGUCUCCUCCACAAAAAUUCCCUAAAGUAGGUAAAAAGUCAGUGGAGGAAAAGGAUUCGGGUUCCUCUGUGGCAUUUCAAAAUACACGUGGAUCUGAAUUGAUGUCUUCUUUUGCCAAAACUGUUGUCUCUCACUCACUUGCUACCUUAGGCAUAGAAGGGUCUAAGCAAUCACAGCAUGGUAUAACAGAUGCCCCAGAACUAUCUUUUCCUAUCCAUGGAUCUAUUUUAGAAGUAAUUAAAGAGGAGUGGCAGCAAAUUGAUAGGCAGCUGCCUUCAUUGGCAUGCAAGUAUCCAGUUGCUUCCAAAGAGGCAACACAGAUAUUAUCAGUUCCAAAAGUAGAUGAUGAAAUCCUGGGGUUUAUUUCUGAAGCCACUCCACCAGCAGAUAUUCAGGCAGCUUCCACUGAUAAACAGUUGGACUUAGCACUUUGUAGAGCAUAUGAAGCUGCAGCAUCAGCAUUGCAGAUUGCAACCCAUACCGCCUUUGUAGCUCGGGCUAUGCAGGCAGACAUUAGUCAGGCUGCACAGAUUCUUAGCUCAGAUCCUAGUCAUGUGCACCAAGCCCUUGGGAUUCUGAGCAAAACACAUGAUGCAGCCUCAUUUGUUUGUGAUGCUGCCUUUGAUGAAGUAAAGAUGGCUGCCCAAACCAUGGGAUCUUCCACUUUAGGUCGCCGUUAUCUCUGGCUGAAGGGCUGCAAAAUUAAUCCAGCUUCUAAGAAUAAGCUGGCUGUGACUCCCUUUAAAGGUGGAACAUUAUUUGGAGGAGAAGUUUACAAAGUAGUUAAAAAGCGUGGAAACAAACACUAAUAAAAUUAAAGAUAAAGAUCUAUCUUUGACAUGGGGAACUUAGCAGAUUUUCUAGGCAUUUCAAGUACUUUUUUUCCCCCAAAUUUUAGGGUCUUUUUAGUCUCCAGAUGGGGCUUUUAUCCAUCAAGUUAUAGUUUAUAAGUAGUUGCUUACAUAGAACUACCCCUUUUUUUGAAGUUGCACAGAUAGAAAGCCUGAUACAAAUAAUUUAAAGCUUUCUAGAUCACAUUUUUAUCUCAAAUUGUUCACUCUUUCCUGUUUUACAUAAGAUUUUACAACUCUUGACAACUAAGAAAAUACCAUUUACUAGAUUAUAUGUAGAGUCUUCUGGUCUAAAUAUCUUUUCACUUUCUAGAACUUCUCUAUAUUUUUCUUUUAUGUUCUUGCUUUUGUUUUUUACUUAUGUCUUCAGUAUCAUUCAUAAUAUUCUAGAUCAUUGCAACUCAGUGUCAGUCUACAGACUGUUACUGAUCCACAGUUAAGAUAAGCGCACACCAGAAUUUUAAUCUAGAGACCCUUUCUAGAUCAAUGACAAGGUUUAGUUUUGUGGUAAAAUUUUAUCGGUAGAGAAAACUGCUAGUUUAUAUUCUGUUGUAAGUGCCUCAUUUCUUCAUGGACUGGUAGCAAACAGUUUGUGGACCAUUAUUUGAGAAAUACUGCUCCAGACCAUAAUAUUCAAGGAUAGUACAUUCUCACCAUCACUGUAGUUUGUCAGAUGACCUAGACACUGGAAAUAUGGGGCUUUUUUUUUUAAGUAACACUUUCAAGGUAUAUUGUCAUUCAUAGACUUAGUCAAAAUUCUAAAAGCAAAUUUAAGUUAGUUUUUUUAAAGUCAUAAGAAAUCAUACUAUAUCCCAGUGUCUGUGUGUCUAUAUAAAACAGUAUAUUAUCCUGUGUUUUCAUUUCUAUGAUUGUAAGAUGAGUCUAAUUGUAGAGGCAUUUGAUAAUCAAAUUUCUUUGUAUUUUUAUGGAAAUAGUAGUAGUAAAUAUAAGCAAAAUAUGCUCCCUUCAGUACUUUUAGCCAUAUUCUUAGACUAUACAUGUCCAUCUUUGCAGCUUUCUGGGAGUAAUUUUGUUUGUUAUUUGUCUUGUGAAAUGUACAUGUAUACAUGUACCUACUAAGUGCUAUGUGAUUUUAAAAUGUAUUACUGUAGAAUGCUUCUGCAAAUUCAAUAAAGUUGUUAAAUUUGAACAGUUUUGUGUGGUCUCCAGAAACAUGUUGUAUGUGUGUUUUAUUCUUGGAGUUGCAACAAGUUAGAUAUUUGUGGAUGAACAUCCCUUUAUCAUUUCAUCAUUGAAACUCACUUGACAUUUCAAUGGUAUAGUUGAAAAUACUGUAAAUAUUGUUCUUUAUUCUCUUGGAGCACCGUGUUUUUAUUGGCUAUUGGAAUUUUAAAAUAUUAGGAAGAAUUAAUCUAACCAGAUACCUUAUUUGUUUAAAUCAGUUUCUGCUCAAUUACUGUUGGGUUCGUAAGAUGCUUUCUAAUUCUUAGAAUCUGAGUUAACAAAGCUUAACAUUUUAUAAUGCUGAGGAUUGUCCCAAACAUAGAUAUAAUGAUAGAUUUAUUAAUAGGAGCACUGGGAGGUGGGGUUGACACCGUAAUCCUAAGUAAAGGUUGAACUAUUUGAAUAUCAUGGUAAAAAUUACUAUUUAUUUUGGGGAAGCUUACAAGUAGAUCCUGGACUGACCAGUAUUAAGAGUAGAUAGUUAUCAAGACACAUGACUAUCUUGACUACUUUUUAGUAUAACUGCAUUGAAUUCAUGCAAAACUAAGCUUUUAUUUAAGAAUUGACUCCAUUUCUGUCUCUGAUAAGUAGUCUAAAAGUUUUGAUAACAGGUUUUAGAAUAACAGCUGACACUAAUUUUGCUAUACAAUGAUAAAUGGCCACAAAAAUAUGGAAGUUAACUAAAAUUUAUAUCAGUCUUUUCAUAUAUCCAGCUCUUUAAAUGGUGAUAGAAUCAAGACUAGGGGAAUGGAAUUUUGAAGCCUAUAAAAAGAUAUAUAUAUUUGAGUUAGGUUAAUAACCAUCAUAGUGAUAUGCUAAGUAAUACAUAUGCACUGGCUUCUCUUCAAGGAGAUGUUAUCUUACUUGUACUGUGGGAGGGAGAAGAGAAGUAGCCUGUGAUUUGUUGUACUUCUCUGCCAACAAGAUUCCUCUUUACCUCAACUGUACCCAGGUUUUUUAGAAUCACAUCAAAAAAGAAGGGAGGAGAGACUUAAACUGACUUAUUAAUGUCAUUGCACUAACAUUGUUAUAAGCUUGGUACCAUAUAGGUUUUUCCCCAUAAAAUUCCCUAUAGCUUUUUCCUUUUCAUAUUCCAAAUUUUAAUUUAACAACUAAUUUGUACUGUAUGGACAAAAGAAUGGUAACAACUGUAUAUUUUAAUAUUCUCUCCCCACAUCUAAACGUUUUUUUAGUGAAAAGUCUCCAUGGGAACAGUUUGAAUUCACUUUUAUGUUUCAGGCUAUUCGUCUUAGAAAAAGGAAAGGAAAAUAAAUAGGAAGUAAUGAUGAGAUUAAAGAGUGGGGGAGAUAAAUAGAAAGGGAAUAAAAUAAUGGGAAAUAAAAAUUUUAAAGAUAAAUUGUGGUUAAACAGUUUUGGUCUAUUGAGGUAACACCAGUAGACAAAAUUGUUUUACAUAUUAACGUGCCUAAAACCAACAUUCCAAAAUAAUGUUAAGAUGAUUAUAGUUUAUUGUAUGUUUCAAAGAGUAAUGGUUUCUCCAAUGUUAU
Molecule: messenger RNA, 5048 nt
Organism: Hipposideros armiger (great roundleaf bat)
Lineage: Eukaryota; Metazoa; Chordata; Mammalia; Chiroptera; Hipposideridae
Gene: TMPO
Product: thymopoietin
Exons: 4
Coding region: 241-2313 (690 amino acids)
Molecular function (GO): DNA binding
Source: RefSeq, a predicted model, not a curated record